AUGGCCAAGAUAAUGUCUAGAAAGUAUUGUGUGAGAUUGGCUUCAGUGCUUUUCUUGGCAUGCCUUAUGGGUCCUGCCAAAUGUAUGGAGAUGGACGACACAUCAGAAUACACAAGGCCUGAUAUAGUGGAUGCGGGACCUAAAACAAUUCACUGGUUGUGUACCCUUGGUCUGCUUCUCAUAGUGCCUUCGAUAGCUGCAGUUUUUUCCUUUGCUGGGAAGCUGUAUUUGUCGAUGUUUCUGCAGUUAAUCUCAAUGGUGUACUCCAUUAUAGAAGCCCUGAUUCUGAGGUUUCCCGAUGGUGACGGAGUUGAGAACCGCACUUCGCGGGGUACUGCUUGGUUUUUAACAGCUCUUUUGGGCUCAACGAUCUUAUUCGGGAGUUUGGCUACUGGUACUGGUGCUCUGGCUCAAAAUAAGAGGCUUCAGACAUUUGUCACCAAAACGGGAGAGCACAGGCUUCACAUCAUUCACAGAACACUGUCUUUUGCAGUUGUGUUGACUGGGUGGGUAAAAACCUGUCUCGCUCCCGUAGCUAUGUUUGGAUUUUGUCGCGACAAUCACACCGGUCAAUGUAUAGCUCACGGUGUGAUGGGAUCUGCCUUCGUUCUUUAUGGCUUUGUUUAUUCUAUGGUGCUGAUCAUACCCUGGAUACGUAAUCACGAAGGCCCUUACUCUCAGGACCGGAUAGACAGCUGGGUUAUGUGCGCAUGGGGUAUUGUGAACACUUUUACAGAGCAUCGCUGGGGCAGGGAAGGUUGGGGUCACGGAGACUAUCAGCACACGGCCAUGGGUAUAAUAUGGUGGGCAGGUGGUCUUCUAGGAAUCUUUCUGUCUCGUGGAGGUAGACGGACUUUCGUGCCAAGUCUUCUCAUCAUCUUCACAGGCUGGGCUAUGUCCGAGCACAGUCAGCACUUACUCAUUAGCACAAAAGUUCACAGCCUCUUCGGUCUGGUACUAAUGUCCGGAGGUGCACUUAGAUUGAUAGAAAUCUCUUUUCUGCUGAAAGACAGAAGAGCUGCAAGCGAAGUGCUGUCUUUCCAGUACCUUGCGCCUUUUUGUCUGGUAUGCUCGGGUAUUUUGUUCAUGAGUGCGAACGAAGAGCAACUCGUUCUUGCGCUGAGACUUGGAGCGGAUCAUAGCGCCUACAGUCUGGUAGUAAUAUCUGCUGCAUUUGUUACGUAUCUGUGGAUUCUCCUUUGUCUGGAAUUCUACCUGAAGCUGGUGCUCGCGGCCGAAAAAAGUCCUCUGAACUCCUAUAAGGCAAGAGACGUGGCUGAAUUCGAAUUAGACAAUAUUGAUGACAUGAACAGUGGAGAUGAAGGUAGGGCUUAG
Lachancea lanzarotensis is the source of this 1335-nucleotide messenger RNA. It is a transcript of the gene YTP1, whose product is annotated as LALA0S05e09604g1_1. NCBI's taxonomy places the organism in Eukaryota, Fungi, Ascomycota, Saccharomycetes, Saccharomycetales, Saccharomycetaceae. The transcript has a single exon. The record is from RefSeq and is a predicted model, not a curated record. The coding region runs from base 1 to 1335 and encodes 444 amino acids.